This is a messenger RNA of Rhopilema esculentum, 2430 nucleotides long. RefSeq lists its product as uncharacterized. The record is from RefSeq and is a predicted model, not a curated record. NCBI's taxonomy places the organism in Eukaryota, Metazoa, Cnidaria, Scyphozoa, Rhizostomeae, Rhizostomatidae. Gene Ontology annotation, molecular function: uracil DNA N-glycosylase activity. Gene Ontology annotation, biological process: base-excision repair; base-excision repair, AP site formation via deaminated base removal. Gene Ontology annotation, cellular component: nucleus; mitochondrion.
AUAUCACUGGCUGAGGUUUGUGACGUCACAUCAUGAAAACGAUUUUGGCGGGAGAUGCCUCGUUUGCGAAUUCUCAUGUGGCCUGAUGUAGAUCAUAUGGGAUGAGCUUAUUUCCAAGCUGGCUUACGAAACUUUCUUUUGAAUGUAACAGGACAACAUAUUUUUUUAAAACAGUGCAGAUGUCUCAGAAUAAAAACAUCCUCUCUUAUUUCACAACAGUCACUCGAAAAAAGCGGGGGAAUGACGAAGAGAAGGAGAUCAGCGAAGAAAGUAAUAAGCGUCCAAGGACGAAUGAAAAUAACGAUAAACAGUCUGGACCCCAAAGAUCAUCGCUGUCGCCAGAACAAAAGAAAACGAUUGAGCAAAAUAGGCACACUGCUCUUUUACGACUGCAGAAUAAUACCAGUGGGAUGCUUUCACAGAUGGGUGAAUCGUGGAGAAUUGCCUUGAAUGAGGAAUUUUCCAAAGAAUAUUUUCAGAAACUCAAAAAAUUUGUUGAUUCUGAGAGAAAAACAAAGACAAUUUAUCCACCAGAAAACGAUGUUUUUUCCUGGACAGAGCUGUGUGACAUUGAAAAUGUUAAAGUUGUAAUUAUUGGACAAGAUCCCUAUCAUGGACCAAAACAAGCACAUGGAUUAUGCUUCAGUGUUAAAAUUGGAGUUCCACCACCACCAAGUUUGGUAAAUAUAUUUAAGGAAUUGAAACAGGAUAUUGAUGGAUUUGAAAUACCAGACCAUGGUUAUUUAGCUGGAUGGGCACAACAAGGUGUGCUUUUGUUAAACGCAGUCUUAACUGUUGUUGCACACAAUGCGAAUUCUCAUCAAGGAAAGGGGUGGGAAAGAUUCACAGAUGCUGUCAUAAAAAAGAUAAACAGCAAUCUCAAUGGCGUGGUUUUUCUCCUAUGGGGAGCAUAUGCACAGAAAAAGGGAGCUUCAAUUGAUAAGAAACGACAUUGUGUUCUCAAAGGGCCACAUCCAUCGCCACUGUCAGCACACAGAGGUUUUUUCGGCUGCAAGCACUUCUCCCAGGCCAAUGAAUAUCUUAGCAAGAAUGGAAAAAAAGAAAUCGAUUGGCGUUACUUGCCGAAAGAUAUAUAAAACAUCGGAACUUCACGGAUACCCUUGAAAAUAAGGGCUUUAAGUCUAAGUUACUUUCUGUUUAGUUUCGCUCGUAUUUUAUUAGUUUAUCGUACUCUAGCGGAUAUGGUAUCUUGUAGGUUCCUAGCAAAAUCUAGCCAUAAAUAUUCACCUCACUAUUGUGUAAGUUUCUUUUAUUUUAUCUUGUUUAGAGAAAAAUAUUAAAUCUCUAUGUAAAGCAAAUUGUUCAUCUACUUCCAUGUUAAUCCAAGUUUAGAAGAAAUCUUUCCCAAGUUUAGAGGAAAUUUAGAAUAAUAUAGUUGUUGGAGAGGAAAAUUUCUUUCGCAAAUAGGCCUGGAAAUGUCGUGAAGUAUACCUAAUGUCCUAGCUAGAUGUAUUUUUUAUGAACAACAUAUGAUUAAGUCCAGAAAUUUCGAUCCUUCAUCCUGGUUGCAGAGCAGAAAAUUUUAAAACAUUUUGUUGUAUUUGCAUUUUUUUAGUAAACUAGGCUUCUUUAGUAUUCCAUAGAAUGAUUUUUUAAAAAGCAUGUACAUACUCAGUCGUACAUUACUAUUGUUAUAAUUUGAUAUCAAUAUUUCGUUUUGUUGUGCUAGAAUGCACUUGUUAUGUUAGAAAUGCAAUAUUGCCGAUACUAUGCAACUGUAUUUUAUGUUUAUUGAAUUAAAACACAGCACAAAAGCGGUAUAUCAUGUCUUUUUGAAAAGUAUGGUCUUGCUGCAGUUUAGAUUUGCUCUCGAAGUAGAAGGAAGGCCUUAUAGAUUUAACAAAAAGUAGACUUUGGGAAAGUUUACCUAAAAAGUUGAAUCCAGCGCUUCAAAAAACUGAAUAAAGCAUCCAAUUGACGUGUUAUGAUUAUUACAACCCAGGUCACCGAUACGCCCACCUUAGGCCGUGAAAGUGACGUCUUUACUAUGUUCCUGAACUGUUUGACUUGUGUUUAGUCGAAGCAUUAUAAAGAACAUACUGCAUCAAUUAGGACAUCAUAGAGUUUGUAAAAAUAAAUUGAUGCUAAAAAGGAAGAAUUUUAUUUCUUUUGAUUUGAAAAAGUCAUAAUGAAAACCUUCUGGAUCUGUUAUAUUUCUAUCGUUUACAAAUUCGCCAGCCAAAGUGAACAUGUAAACUAUAUCAUCAUAAAACACAGACUUUCACACACUUUAUUGUUAACAGCUUGUUUUGAUAAAGCGUUUGUUGGUCACACUCACAGAAACACUUGUGAUUUCUUGUGAUCUUUACACUCAACGUGUAAUGUCUUGAAAAAUAUAAUUGUCUUUAUAUCAACAAGGACCGAGAUACCGGGGCCCGGGGGCCUUGCCCCCCCCCCCCAAAAAAAUAA